Didymosphaeria variabile is the source of this 732-nucleotide messenger RNA. RefSeq names its product woronin body major protein. Bases 1 to 732 code for a protein of 243 amino acids. Lineage: Eukaryota; Fungi; Ascomycota; Dothideomycetes; Pleosporales; Didymosphaeriaceae. The transcript has a single exon. Gene Ontology annotation, biological process: positive regulation of translational elongation; positive regulation of translational termination. The record is from RefSeq and is a predicted model, not a curated record. Gene Ontology annotation, molecular function: RNA binding; ribosome binding; translation elongation factor activity.
AUGGGAUAUUACGACGACGACGGCCACUACCACUCUUUCCGUCACGGUAUCAAGGAAGCUGCCCACAAGGUCGCUGAUCACAUCGCCCACCCUAUCCACGGUUCCCGCCACCACCACUCCCACGACCACUCGUCCAAGGCUUCCCAGCACAAGGACAUUCGCGAGGACAUCGUAGUCAAGGAGAAGUACACCACUACCUCCGCUCCCGCACCUACCUACCGUCCUUCCGCCGGUCCUUCCACCGUCUCUAGCCACAAGACCGUCACCACCCGCAAGAUGGCUCCUCCCAACACUAUCACCAUCCCCUGCCACCACAUCCGCAUUGGCGAUCUCCUGAUCCUCCAGGGCCGCCCUUGCCAGGUCAUCCGCAUCACCACCUCCUCCCAGACCGGCCAGCACCGCUACCUUGGUGUUGACCUGUUCACCAAGCAGCUCCAUGAGGAGUCCAGCUUCAUCUCCAACCCGGCCCCGUCCGUCGUUGUUCAGAACAUGCUUGGUCCUGUCUUCAAGCAGUACCGUGUUCUUGACAUCCGUGAGGAUGGCCGUGUCGUCGCCAUGACCGAGACUGGUGACGUCAAGCAGGGUCUCCCCAUCCUUGACCAGAGCAACCUUCUCCAGCGCCUGACCGAGUCCUUCGACAACGGCCGCGGCAGCGUCCGCAUCUUGGUCAUCAACGAUGAUGGUAUGGAGAUGGCUGUCGACUACAAGGUCGUCCACGGUUCGCGGUUGUAG